CCCCAGAUGUCAGGUCUUGCCUUAGAUUUCAACAACUUGUACUUGCUUAUGUCAAUUUCAACCAAUCACGAGCUGGUCCGAAAUUGGUCCUAAAAGUGGAUUACCAAUUGUCAAGUCCUGUCCUAGAUAAAAACAAAUUAAAACAAAACUCGAAUGGUGAAAGCGCAUUUGGUUGUAAGUGAGCUGUCAGAAAAAGGUCAAUUUGAAAUUUAGUUUGAAAUGUACACCUCGAAUGCUGUCUAUUGAGUUAUAAACUACAAAAAAACAUCAAGGCCAAUUUAGAGCAAAAAGCGAACGUUCCCUGUAAAUUGAUUUAAAUCAAUCGUCACAAGAAGCAAAAUGGAAUUUGGCUUUGACCGAGAGGCAACACUAAAAAAGGAAGAACUAGAAAACAGCACCGCAGUCUUUUCCUCGUCGCCCGCUCCAACAAUCGAUUCCCCAAUAAAACUCGAAUAUCAGAUUUGUGAUGAGGAAUUCACACAGAAAAGCGAUCUUCAUAAAGACGACUUAAUACCUAAAGGGGAGCAGGUCUAUAGUUGCGAAAUUUGUGGGGAACAAUUUUCAUUGAAGAAAGCCAUGAAGAAACAUAUGAUCGUUCAUACUGAAGACAAACAGUUUAAGUGUAAUGUCUGUGGCAAAGGAUUCCGAGAUUAUCAGCGCUUAAAGGACCACACAAAUAUUCACACUGGAGAGCGUCCGUACAAUUGCACUGCAUGCGAAAAAAACUUCUGGUCUAAAGAGAUGCUUGCUCGACACAUGCUCAUUCACACGAGCCAACGUUCGUUCAAAUGUAUUGUAUGCGGAAAAGAGUUUGCCAUUAAGGAUUACCUAACUAAACAUAUGUCUAUUCACCAAAAUGAGUGCAAAUAUAAGUGCGAAGUGUGUGGCAAAACCUUUUAUCGUAGUGCUAACUUGGAAAGACAUAAACGCAUUCAUACGAACGAGAAUAUUAAAUGCACAAUAUGCGGGAAAGAUUAUACCAAUGAGUAUUCUUUUAGCAGACACAUGAAAAUUCACGUGAAUGAUUACGAGCUUAAGUGUGAUGUGUGCGGCAAAGGAUUCACCUGCAAAUCACUUUUGAAAGAUCAUGAACUUAGUCACACAGGUGAACGGCCUUACAAAUGCACGGUAUGUGGAAAAGACUUUCGUCGUAAAAUGAAAUUUUCUCUACACAUGAAACUUCACACAAACGAGCGACCUUACAAAUGUGCCGUAUGUGGAAAAGAUUUCGUCGUUAUGGCUUACCUAACUAAACACAUGUCUAUUCACCAAAGUGUGUACAAACAUAAGUGCGAAGUGUGUGGCAAAGCCUUUAAUAAUAGUGGUAACUUCGCGACACACCAACGCAUUCAUAUGAACGAAAAGUUCAAAUGCACCGUAUGCGAAAAAGAUUUCUCCAAUAAGUAUUCUUUUGGCAGACACAUGAAAAUUCACGUGGAUGGUUACAAACAUAAGUGUGAUAUGUGCGGCAAAGGAUUCAUCAGCAAAUCAGUUUUGAAAGACCACGAAAAUAGUCACACAGGUGAACGACCUUACAAAUGUACUGUAUGCGGAAAAGACUUUCAUAGUAAAAUUAAUCUUUCUGUACACAUGCAAAAUCACACAAGCGAGCGACCGUACGAAUGCACCGUAUGUGGGAAAAAUUUCGUUUUCAUGUCUUACCUAACUAGACACAUGCGUUUUCAUACGAAUGAUUACAGGCAUGAGUGUGAUGUGUGUGGCAAAGGAUUCAUGACCAGAUCACUCUUGAAAGACCACGAACACAGUCAUACAGGCGAGCGACCAUACAAAUGUACCGUAUGUGGAAAAGAAUUUGCUCUUAAGGGUUGUUUAAUUCAACACAUGUAUACUCACCAAAGUAAGCACAAAUAUAAGUGUGAAGAAUGUGGCAAAGCCUUUCAUAAUGGUGCUAACCUGGUGAGACACAAAAGCAUUCAUACGAACGAGAAGUUUAAAUGCACCAUAUGCGAGAAAGAUUAUACCACUAAGUAUGAUUUCAACAGACACAUGAAAAUUCACGUGGAUGGUUACGAGCAUAAGUGUGAUGUUUGCGGCAAAGGAUUUAUCUCCAAAUCACUUUUGAAAGACCACAAACAUAGUCACACAGGUGAACGUCCCUACAAAUGCACAAUAUGCGGAAAAGACUUUCAUCAGAAAAGAAAUCUUUCUUUACACAUGCACCAUCACACAAGCGAGCGACCGUGCAAAUGCACUGUUUGUGGAAAAGAUUUCGCCAUUAGGUGUUAUUUAACCAGACACAUGCGUAAACAUACAAAUGAUUAUGAGCAUAAGUGUGAUGUGUGCGGCAAAGGAUUCGUUUCCAAAUCACUUUUGAAAGACCACGAAAAUAGUCAUACCGGUGAGCGGCCUUAUAAAUGCACCGUAUGUGGAAAAGAUCUCGCCACUAUGGCUUACCUAUACAAACACAUGCGUAUUCACACUGAUGAUAAGUAUGAGUGUGAUGUUUGUGGCAAAGGUUUCGCGACUACUACUAACCUAUCCAGACACAGGCUUAUUCACGAAAGUGAAUGCAAGUACAAGUGUGAAGUGUGUGGCAAAGGCAUGAAUGAUAGUUCAAGCUUCGCAAAACACAAACGCCUUCAUACGGACGAGAAGUAAAGAAUUACCACUAAGCAUCAAGAUGAAUGAUCACGAACACAUUUAUACAGGGCAGUGACGGUACUAAUAUACUUUCUCGGCUAAUACUGUGUGGAACUCACUCGAAAAGUCAAACCACUUAUCACUGAUCGAUUUCAUUUAAAUGAGAUAUUGCUAUUUCUGUACUUACCAACAUAAUUGUAAAAUACAUUGAGUAUUCAAAUAACAGUGUUGAAUAUUUUUAUUUUAAACUUGCUUGCACUUUAAUACUGCAAAACAUAUUAACAGAUUUACCCAUUAGCAAACCCUUCUGUCCGGGUUUAAAGGGUAAGGUGGAGCAAGACUGCCAGACGAGCAAGUGUUCCUUCCCAUCAUUUUUACAUAGAAAGAACAUUUAUUCACAAUAUAAAUAUGAGAUCUUACAAAAUAAGAGUUUUCAACAUAGCAAUUAAACAUAUCGACCAGCAGGAGGUUGUGUUGGUGAAUCA
Molecule: messenger RNA, 3086 nt
Organism: Malaya genurostris
Lineage: Eukaryota; Metazoa; Arthropoda; Insecta; Diptera; Culicidae
Product: zinc finger protein 91-like
Exons: 2
Coding region: 340-2619 (759 amino acids)
Source: RefSeq, a predicted model, not a curated record